AUGGACUUGGGAUUCUCCAGGGUGUGGCUAGCUCUUGCAGCAAGCUUCACUUUCCCAGAAGGCCUUGAGUGGGACUUUCUGAGACUGAAGGAGAAACCCCGCUUUUUUUCCACCAGCCCUGCAAGUUUCCUCAUGGCCGCUUGCAAGGAGCAGGCUGCAGGUUUCCUGCCUAUGCUGAGGUCGGAUGUGGCCAAGAAAAAGAGCCCAUGUUCCAGAAAACUCACACAAAGAUCCCUCUGUGCGGAGACAGGACGGCCUCGGACUCUCAGAGCGCAGCCCUUGGCAGGGCUUGGCACCUGCACGCUGGUCUCUCAGUUGUCCUUCAAGCUUCUCCCUGAACUAGCUGAGGAGGCAGAAAGGCUGUGGAAAGCUGUGUUUCCCUUCUUGGUUCUGCACGUUGUCAGUGGGCACUAG
Messenger RNA from Rangifer tarandus platyrhynchus (Svalbard reindeer), 414 nucleotides. Lineage: Eukaryota; Metazoa; Chordata; Mammalia; Artiodactyla; Cervidae. The record is from the annotation of a GenBank genome assembly.